Molecule: messenger RNA, 1567 nt
Organism: Meriones unguiculatus (Mongolian gerbil)
Lineage: Eukaryota; Metazoa; Chordata; Mammalia; Rodentia; Muridae
Gene: Gmpr
Product: guanosine monophosphate reductase
Exons: 9
Coding region: 234-1271 (345 amino acids)
Biological process (GO): nucleotide metabolic process
Cellular component (GO): GMP reductase complex
Molecular function (GO): GMP reductase activity
Source: RefSeq, a predicted model, not a curated record
GGCGGGACCUGGACGCCGGGGCCGGGCGUGCCCCGGGGCGCCGGGCGAGUGAAAUCGUGUCGGGGGCUCGGGGCGUACCGGCAUAAGAACAGGGCGUGCGCACCGGGCUCACCGAGCGCCGGUCUGCGCACAGCCAUCCCGGCGCCGCUGUACGCACGCGCCCCGCAGCCCCUGGCUGACGCCGGCCUUUGCACCGCCUCCGCCGCAGGAAGCCACCGCGCACCGCCGGCACCAUGCCCCGCAUUGAUGCGGACCUUAAACUCGACUUCAAGGAUGUUCUGCUGCGACCUAAGCGGAGCAGCCUCAAGAGCCGAGCCGAGGUGGAUCUUGAGCGAACCUUUACGUUUCGAAACUCAAAGCAGACCUACUCAGGGAUUCCCAUCAUUGUGGCCAACAUGGACACGGUGGGGACAUUUGAGAUGGCUGUGGUGAUGUCACAGCAUGCCAUGUUUACAGCCGUUCACAAGCAUUACUCCCUGGAUGACUGGAAACGGUUCGCGGAAAACCACCCCGAGUGCCUGCAGAAUGUAGCCGUGAGUUCCGGCAGUGGGCAGAAUGAUCUUGAGAAGAUGAGCCGCAUCUUGGAAGCUGUGCCCCAGGUGAAGUUCAUCUGCCUGGAUGUGGCCAAUGGGUAUUCAGAACAUUUUGUGGAAUUCGUGAAACUGGUCCGAUCCAAAUUUCCUGAACACACCAUCAUGGCAGGGAACGUGGUGACGGGAGAGAUGGUGGAAGAGCUCAUUCUUUCUGGAGCAGAUAUCAUCAAAGUGGGAGUUGGACCAGGUUCCGUGUGCACCACCCGGACCAAGACAGGAGUGGGCUAUCCUCAGCUGAGCGCCGUCAUAGAGUGUGCUGACUCUGCCCAUGGCCUCAAGGGACACAUCAUCUCUGAUGGAGGCUGCACAUGUCCAGGAGAUGUCGCCAAAGCCUUUGGAGCCGGCGCAGACUUUGUCAUGCUGGGAGGCAUGUUUUCAGGCCACACGGAGUGUGCAGGAGAGGUGAUCGAGAGGAACGGGCAGAAGCUGAAGCUCUUCUAUGGCAUGAGCUCAGACACAGCCAUGAAGAAGCACGCGGGAGGCGUCGCUGAGUACAGGGCCUCUGAGGGCAAGACUGUGGAGGUGCCUUACAAAGGGGACGUCGAGAACACAAUUCUGGACAUCCUCGGAGGACUGCGGUCUACCUGUACCUAUGUCGGGGCUGCCAAGCUCAAAGAGCUCAGCAGGAGGGCCACGUUCAUCCGGGUGACCCAACAGCACAACACGGUGUUCGGUUAGCCUCCAGGAGGCCACCUCUCGCCAUGCUUCUCCCACCCCUUCUUGUCUGUCCUAGCAGGCUGGCUGCCACCACAGAUGCCGACACUGAGCCGUCGUCCUGAGCAUGCACAUAAAGGCCUUGGGGCUUGCCCUAGUGCCUGUGUGGAUCCAAGACGCUGGGUGCACGUGGGGCCCUGGGCCAGCUCCUAGAACUCAUUGCCUCCUUGUUUCAACCAACCCCUGCAGCCUGUCCUUCCGCCUCUGUUUCCUUCCUCAAGGACAGUGGUUUCACUUUUAAUAUAAUGCUGUGAUCUUGA